Messenger RNA from Hippocampus comes (tiger tail seahorse), 1416 nucleotides. RefSeq names its product mitotic spindle organizing protein 2B (gene mzt2b). The record is from RefSeq and is a predicted model, not a curated record. The transcript is spliced from 6 exons. Gene Ontology annotation, cellular component: centrosome; spindle. Bases 239 to 868 code for a protein of 209 amino acids. Lineage: Eukaryota; Metazoa; Chordata; Actinopteri; Syngnathiformes; Syngnathidae.
GGGCUUCUUGGGACUUUCGGACGGAUACUUGUGAACGCCCCCGCCCCAGAGCGACGACUUGAGCGUUUUAGCACUGAGCAUCAACCCACCAGCUCCCUGCUGGGCAAGCGCUUGCCGUCACUCAGAGUCGGAUCCACCCUGCUGACAGGAGUCGCGGGAGUCUGCCGGCACUUGAAUUUCUCUGUUCGCUGCGGCAGAGAAAAAGACAAGAGGGCUUGCGAAAGACGUUCCUGCCACGAUGUCCCAUCAAGCGGGACCUUCCGCUGCGGACUCCCCGGCGUUGGUGGUCACCACCACCACCGUGCAUAAAUACGCCAUGAAAAAGAAAGAGAUCCUGAACGCCGAGGAGAGUGAGCUGUAUGAGCUGAGCCAGGCUGCGGGCAUCACCGUGGACCAGGAGGUGUUCAAGAUCAUGGUGGACUUGCUGAAAAUGAACGUGGCCCCUCAAGCCGUCUUCCAGACUCUGAAGGCCAUGUGUGCCGGUCAGAGGGUCCCCGAAAGCUGCAGUGGAGACUCCACCGCGGCCUCCCAUGUCACCGGAAUCCCUUCGACCAAGGCAGAAGCUCGAGCUCAACAGGAUGAGAGUUUGAGCUCUGGGAAGAGUGCGAAGAUGCCCGCCGGUGCCCCCGCGGGGCCCGGGCCACGAGGCGCCAGGAUCAGCGCCAAGAUGGCGGCCUACGGCACCCAAGACGCCGGCGGCGCUCCUCAUGCUCAAGCAGCGCGAAGCAAAGCGGCACCGUCGUCGUCAGCGAACCCGGCCGAAAAGACUCGCGAGGCCUCUGGCCAGCGGGCGCAGCGGCAGCCCAGCGCCAGCAGGGGGCAGAAGACGAAGAGCUCAGGAAGCAGCAGCUCCUCUUCGCAGAUGUAAACACCGCCAGUACAGGUCAAUCGUCUCAAUACUCCACUAGUGCGUCAUCACUCCAUGACAGUUCUGUCGCAAACCAUUUCAGAGUUAGUCAUUCAAGACGUGUACGAGAUGUACAUUCCGUUCUUAGGUCGGCGUUUGCCAUCCUUUUUUGAGUGACAUAGAUGAAGAACAACAUCGAUUUUUGCUCGGCAAUCAUUCCUAGUUUCCAGACCCAUUCAUUGAAAAUGGAGAACACACCACACCACACCACCAAAUAUUGUCGCUGAGGCCGAAAGAAAAUAACUCGAUUGGAAGAAGCAUCUUUUCAUAAAAGGGAAGCAGACAGAAGUUGGAUGGCGUUCUUAUACAAUCACAAAAUUGCGGCUCCCGGAAAUGCUGAAUGGCAAGUUAAGUUCCUCAAGCAAAAAAGUGUCGCGGCACGCCUUGGUUCGGGAAUCGCUGCGCGAGGUUCUUCGUCAAAACAAUGUUCUCGCUCCGGCAGCAUUUACUGUGAGGGUCUUUGAAUAUUCUGCAACAUUGUUUUCAGAAUAAACUUUAAAAUGACAAUA